AGUGAGCAGGAGCAAAUUCGCACUUUGCUGGCGCACAACAACAGCUUGGUUUAUUGGUCCGGAGCUGCACAGUGUCAGCUUCUGACGCGGCCGGAGCGCCUAUCUGCGAGGGGGACGCUGACACCUGACGGCUCCAUCCCUCGACUCGCCGGUCUUUUCCAUCACGACCUCUUCGUUUCUGCAGUGCAGGGACUGCGUUUUAUGGAAGCGGAGUCCGUGCAUCCUGUCGUAGUCAUGCUGCCCCCAAAGAACUGCCUGCCGAGGAACUACAGCUGCAUAGCCGGACUGUUCGGAAGCCUGGCGGCGGCAAACCCGCGGCUUGAAGAUGGGGAAGAUUUCGACAUGACGAACGCCACCUGUGAGCCCAUCGAGAGCCCCGUGGUGGACGAGAGACCACGGGGCAGGGAGGUCUCCCUGAAGCCCCAGAGUCCAAAUCUGCGUCGGAGAUGCAAGUCGCUGCCCACACCCACGGAGAGAGCAAAGUUGGAGAUCUCCCGCAGCAGAAGUCCAACGAGUCAAAAGAAAGUCCGGUUCGCCGACUCACUGGGCCUAGAGCUCAUUUCAGUGAAGCAUUUCGACGAUGCAGAUGUGCCAGAAGUGCCGGAGCGCAUUCUGGCCAAGCUGCCCAAAGGUCCCCUCCACCUUAAUCAUUUGGACACGAAAUUCCCCCGGGCUCCUGCGCAGUCGGUGUUCAUGGAGUUGCAGUUCACCAACCCGGGCACACUACCGGGGUUUGAGCAGAAAGUGAGGGAGGUGAAAGUCAUGCUGGAGAGCGUCGAGGCGGACGAGUUCAGCCUCUCCGGGUUUGUGCGCGUGUUGAAUCUGGCUUUCGAGAAGAGCGUGUCUUUGCGCUACUCCCUAAACAACUGGAUAACGUUCAUGGACAGCUUGGCGUCCUACGUCCCGAACUCCAGCAACGGCGUCACGGAUAAGUUCUGUUUCAAGGUCGUCACGCCGACGUACCUCGACAGCGGGGGCACGUUGCAGUUCGCCAUUAAGUACUGUGUCGGCGGGCAAGAGUUCUGGGACAAUAACAACGGGAACAACUACAAAGUGCGCCGUCACCGGUUCAAGAUGUCCCCACCGCGGGAAUGGGAGAACGGAUGGAUUCACUUUAUCUGAGCUGCGUCGCCCGCAGUGGCACGCCGCCUGCGUAGUUUGCUCGCGAUUGAUCCCCGGGUACCUGAAGUAGGACUGUGGCCCGUUAAAAAUGAAUUCCGGUUUCUAUUUAUUUAUCUGUUUUUCUGCUAUUGUCAGCUACGUACAUUUAGUGACAAAGAAAAUAACCCCCCCACGGUGUUUCGACAAAACUCGUCCCGCUGCGGUGACAGGCCUGGGUGUUAGGGACUACUGUGACGGCCUUUGGCGGGUGCCCGGUGCGGGAUGCUGUCAGAUCCUUUGCCUUUGGUGACAGGGGCGCUUGUGCGGCUUGGCGCCCUUUGGGAGGGCACGUUCACGUUAUGUAAUGCAGGAACACGUGCCCCGGCAAACGUGCCGGGCAACGCCGACUUCAAGAAUCACUGUCCAUUUCAGGAGAUGCUAUAAAUUCAUUUGAUGGCGCGGUGUUGUUAAAAUCAUCCUUUUGUUUUGCAUGCGUGCAAAAAUGUUGGCGUAAUGGGAAGCCGAGAGUUGACAGACAGAAAUAUAAGAAAUAUAUUAUUUUAUACAGAUGAAUUUAAUGUGCAAUUCCCCACUGUCUAUCAUAGAACAUGCCAUUUUUAAGCCAUGAUGUGGGAAGUUGUGCAUUGAAUCUUGUACAGUCAUUUCGUCAUUAGGCUUGAACCGACUAAAUGCAUUAGAUAGUUAUGGUCGUUGAACUUACAUUUUAAAGUAGGGCCUAUAGGCACUAGGAAAUAGUUAGCCUAGUGCCCAAAUACUUGUAGGCCUCCAAUCCAGGGACACCAUACUUAGCCAAACCUGCCUUUAUCCUUAUAUUUGCACUUAUUCAACACCCAUUGUAUAUUUGUUGCUGCAUUCACGCAAAAAAGAUGACAUAUUUUGCCUAAUUCAAAAAUCAAGGAGGUCGAACCAAAGACGAUGAACUCAAAAACGUUUUCUAUCAAAAAACCAUUCCCCAAAUUAUAACUGCAUCAUGCACAUUCCGUCAAAUCAUAGAGGCCACGUUUAUAGAAUAUGGGCUUCAAUAUUCCCGUCCUGUACUGUGAAAAGAAGGUUUUGUCUGAAUGAACUCCUUGAAUGUGGUUGUUACUCCCCAAAGGAAAAUAAGUUCGGUAGCCGUUCGAAAGGUUAAAUUUACCUCAGAUUACUUGUGACUUUUCCUCUUCUUCUUCUUCUUCUUCAGGUCGAUCGUUAUAAAACAGAUGUUAUUUUCACAGUUAAAAUUUUCUAACAGAUACAUUCAAACAGAAAAGUAUUAUUGUACAUUUGCAGAUUGAAAACAUAAUGCCUAUUAAUUCGUAAUGUUCUUAAUUGCACUGUGUAACUCAGUUUUUCACAGUGCUGUGUUGUCUGUCGACAAAGUAGCUAUUACACGGUUGACUAUGUUUAACCAGCUUCUGCUGCUGUAAAGGUACAUGAUAGCCAUCACGGUGCGAGAGUAGUGCUGCUCCUUACACGUGAGCAAAACGGUUUGAAUCACCUGACUGGCCGACAUUUCCAUUUUUGGACUGAUUACUUCAUUUCCACACCACAUGCCUUGAUUGAUGUUACACAGUGGUCUUCCAAACCUGCUCCCAAUCAUGCAAUCAUGUAGGCAGUCUUUAUGGCAAACAGUAUUCAUCAAGCUUUUUUUUUUUUUUUUUAGUUGUAUGAUAAUAUCAAUGUUUGUGAGUGUCUAGAGUGUUGUGACUCCGAAUCAGUAAGCAGAGGAACAACAGGCGGGAUGCUUUUAAUCCCCGUGCCCUUACUGUAAUCUGAACAUCACAUUGGCCUUUGUUUGCAUCAUCAUGGCCUCAGAAGUAAAGCUCUCCAAAUAAUGAGGCCAUCAGGUCGGGAUGUGGAUAAACAACUAUUCCUGCAACCACUUAGUUUUUGGAGCAGUUCCACUGUGAGUCCAUCAGUAAUGUUUGUCUGCAAAUUUGACAUAGUUGGUGUCAUUGCAGGGGCACUGAGAGAUUGCCUGCAGUGAGUUCACAUUUGCCACCGCUCAGCCUACCUGCAUGUACAGAGCUGCAUUUUCAUCAGCUGUUUAUUUAAAUACAUUGUGGAUAUAAAAGGUCUGGCCAUAGCAGAGCUUGCCGUGUGUUAUGUUGUCAAAUCACUGGGUGUUUGCAUAUUGUCUGCUUUGGUCUAUGUAAACUGUGUUCAAGCAUCCAUGCAGUGCACUACCAGAAGGCAAUAUUUAUCCAGGCUGAGAAUACUGAUGUGGGUGCAGAGAGAUGCAUCAAUACCAACUAAGCACUACCAACAGAGGCUGAUUUUAACAAAUUAGGUUUUAGACUUUAUUUGGCUGUUAUUUGAUCAGAUAUGCUCUGUUAGACAACAUUAUAGUGUUGGGAUUGACUGACACAAAUGACUGUCUCAAUACGCUGCUGUCUCUGUUUUCCAAAACAUGUAACUCUCUGGUUUAUGUUUCCAAAAAAGUAUGAAAACCAUAAGAAUUAACAGUGCUCAGUUUUAUCCUGGUGUCUCCCACACUGCUGUUGCUAUUGGUGCAUCCCUACUAUAAAGAAAAAGAAGGGCUUCUGGUAUGAUUAGAUUUUCACCUCGAUGUAUACAUAACAGUUUGCAUCAGAACUCACUGAUAUAUAGAUAUGUAUGUAAAUGUGUUAAUGUUUCAUAUUGAAUGUCUUCCUAUUACUGUUCUAUGUCGUGUGUAUUUUUGAAGCAUUUUAAAAGCAGACUUGAGAGAUGUGAAUGGUAAAAGUUUGUUAUCCGAUGAUCCUGUGAAGUUGGGUGGAUGCAAUAUGAACUUAAACUUAAUGAAGUCGUAAAAGCACACUUAGUAAUCAAAUGUCUUUUCAGGACCAUUUAAAAUAAGGCUGAUAAUAGAAUUGGAAGUACAACAAGCUAUGAUAUUUUGUCUCAAAAUUAUGUUUAUAUUACAGUAAGAUAUUGCAGAAUUUUCCCUGAAAUGUGUAGCAAAAUGUGAGCAGUGUAUCUGAAUGAAAUGAAAAAUUGGAAACCACAUGUGCACAGCUAGAGGUGUACACUGCCUUACUCAACUAUUUGUUUACUUAGAGACAUGUAAAAGAGGCGGAAGAUGACAAGUGCUUGUUAAGAAAUUGUGUGAUUGCGGAACAUGUGAACAGUGGACAAUGAGGAGGAGCAUAUCUGGGCAAGAGAGGGGUAACAUGAAAUGCACUGUGGCGUUUGAUAACUUUGGGCAUGAGUGACUUAUGAUUGUAGCUGAUACUGAGCAGAUUCAGUCAAAGCAGGUUCAAUGCACUUUGAGUGAGAACAAGGAAAGGGGCAUGGUAUACAUGAUGGCUUCUCCUGUGAAUAGCUUCAAACCAAGAUGUUUUCCACUGUCUGUCAUAUUUUACUGCUCUUUUCUCUCACUGUUGAAAGCCUAAAUCACCUUUGUCUAAUUUGAAACCACUGUAUUCUUCUGAUGUUUUUUCUUGGUUUGGUGUCUAGUCAGUGAAUUCAUUUUUUUUGUAAAUCCUAUGCACCCCCUUUUGUGUUGUAACAUCUUUUAAUGUAACCUAUAUUUUGUUAAAACAAUGGUUAAUAAAGGCAUUUGUGAUGAUAACCA
This is a messenger RNA of Xiphias gladius (swordfish), 4657 nucleotides long. RefSeq names its product protein phosphatase 1 regulatory subunit 3E. Gene Ontology annotation, biological process: regulation of glycogen biosynthetic process. The transcript has a single exon. Gene Ontology annotation, molecular function: glycogen binding; protein phosphatase 1 binding. Gene Ontology annotation, cellular component: protein phosphatase type 1 complex. Lineage: Eukaryota; Metazoa; Chordata; Actinopteri; Istiophoriformes; Xiphiidae. The record is from RefSeq and is a predicted model, not a curated record. Bases 202 to 1122 code for a protein of 306 amino acids.